Rhipicephalus sanguineus (brown dog tick) is the source of this 1061-nucleotide messenger RNA. RefSeq lists its product as uncharacterized. Bases 491 to 832 code for a protein of 113 amino acids. NCBI's taxonomy places the organism in Eukaryota, Metazoa, Arthropoda, Arachnida, Ixodida, Ixodidae. The record is from RefSeq and is a predicted model, not a curated record. The transcript has 5 exons.
AUAAAGCGUAGCUCAGCGUGCGGGACUCGGAUUCAGCGCGAGUUGCCACCGACGUUCGAAGGAGGGCGCGCACAGCACCUUUUCGCCUCAGCCGCGGAAGCACCAGCAAAGAACAACCACAGACUCGCGGGAAGCACGGUCAGAGGAAGCACUACACCAGCACCGUCGGCGCACACCAACACCACUUGCUUGGCCGUUGAGAGAGGAAAGUCGAUCGAAGCUCGAUUGCAUCCGGGCUUCUUCCUAAACCCCCAACAACUUGUGCGCGUUCGCAACUUCACCCGAAAGUCGUCACCACCCCCACCCGUUGAACUCGAGGCUCCGAAGUGAAGACAAACUUCUCCCCACCUGAAACCCACCGAAGAAAAAGUUCGUGACCGCAUAGCGUGCGACGCGCCCGACAAGAGACGGAGAGCAGCACGCGACGGGCCACUUUGGCACCGAGACCUCAGACGCCGUGGUAUCCGGUGAGCUCCGUGGGCCAGCUGCUAUGAGCCGAAGCCUGUUCUCCGCCCAAGCGCUGUGGAGCUGCGUUUGCUUGACAGUGCUCGUCGGUUCCCUGCUCGCCGACGCUGAGCUGGACUGCAGGAAGUACCCGUUUUACUACAAGUGCCGGGGUAUCAGUGCCAAGCGCUCAUAUGUACCAUACAGCAAGGCUGAGCCAGUGUCUCUGAAGGAGCUGUACAACGACGAAGACGAGCCCAAGAACAGGCAGAAAACGCCGGAGGCGGUGCUAGCCUGGAUCCGCGACAGGUACGGCGACGAGCUUCUCGACGCGUACGACCGGCGACAAUUGACCGAGGGCUCGUUCGAGAGGAAGCCCGUCUUCUGAAUAAAGCCCACCAUGCCCACCACCUCCUGCCCACACGUCUCGCGCCUGCUGGGAGAGCCAAGCGCACUCCGUAUCCAAGAAGACGCCCGCGGCGCUGUCGAGCUCGCCCGGUUAACCUUCGUCGUGGUUCUACGAACGCCGCUGCGCGGCGCCACCUGAGAAACUACGUGUCCAUGCGAUUUGCCCAAAUAAAGGCCCUCCGGGCCCCAUAGCUGCUACCAGUCCUAUA